CUGCAGUGGGAAUUCCUUUGCAGCUUACCCAUCUGGAUUUUUAUAUGUUUAUCUGUUUCUAUUCUGGAAUUUGUUUUUGGCUUGGAAAGUUUCCUUGGUGUCUGUUACGAGUUUUGGGCGUUGGGCAGCGCGAGAGGUUUCGUGUGGGAAACAGCGAAGGGAAGUAGAAAGGAGAAGCUUGGCUCUGUGACGUUGUUUACUAGUCUGAGUUUUGUAGAUGGAGGGUGGUUCCUGCCGGCUCUGCGCGCCUCGCCCCUCGGAUCUCCUCAUGAAUUAGGCAACACCGGGUGUUGUGGAGUUGAUAGAGGAUUUUUGCAUUUGUGAUGCGGGUUGAAUUUGCCCGGCGUUGGUGUUGUGCAUAAUCGGAGCGUUGGAAGGAGUGUGUGGAUGAUUCUAGGAAAAUAGAGGGAUUGAGAUUGUUGGUAGUGAUGCAGUGCUCAAGGGGAAGGGCGUUGUUGCUGGCGCCAGUUUUGGUGCUUUUGAUCGUGAGUUUUGCUUCUGCCACCGUUGAGAGGAAGCGGAUCCCGACGACAUUGGAAGGGCCUUUCAAGCCUUACACGAAGGAAUUCGAUUCCAGCUUGCGCUCUGGAAGCGAUGACUUGCCCCUGUACGAUCCUCGAGUCGUCAAGCGUGUACCCGCUAUUUUCCCCGAGCAGAUCUUCAUCGCUCUGUCCACGCCCGAUGCUAUGUGGAUGUCUUGGGUCUCUGGGGACUGGCAAAUGGGGCCGAAAGUGGCACCGUUGGACCCGACCAGUGUGAAGAGUGUUGUGCAGUAUGGCACUACUUCUGAAAAGUAUACUAUGUCUUCAAAUGGAACGGCCGAGGUUUACAGUCAGCUAUAUCCUUUCAAUAAUGUGCUCAAUUACACGUCCGGAAUUAUCCACCAUGUCCGCAUUACUGGACUGAAACCAAACACAAAAUAUUACUAUAAGUGUGGGGACCCAACGUUAUCUGCCAUGAGCGGUGAGCAUUCAUUUACGACCCUGCCAGCACCAGGACCUGCCAAUUACCCAACCCGUAUUGCUGUAAUCGGAGACCUUGGCUUGACAUAUAAUUCCACUUCGACUGUUGAUCAUAUGAUUGAGAACAAUCCAGAUCUUGUUCUUAUGGUGGGAGACAUGUCAUAUGCAAAUUUGUACAUUACUAAUGGAACCGGCACCGAUGAUUACGGUCAAACUUUUGGGAAAGAUACUCCCAUACACGAGACUUACCAACCUCGCUGGGACAUGUGGCAGAGAAUGGUCGAGCCGUUAGCGUCGAGGGUCCCCUUUAUGGUUAUAGAAGGCAACCAUGAGGUUGAGUCACAAAUCAACGGCGAAAGCUUUGUGGCGUACAAGGCUAGGUUUGCGGUUCCUCAUGCAGAGAGUAACUCGGAUACCAGCAUGUACUACUCUUUCAAUGCGGGUGGUAUCCAUUUUGUCAUGAUUGGAUCCUACGUUGAUUACAAUAAGACAGGUGAGCAGUGUCGCUGGCUCCAGGAAGAUCUUGCUAAGGUGGAUCGGGCUGUAACGCCAUGGAUUAUUGCAUUAACACAUGCUCCGUGGUAUAAUAGCUACCUCGCUCAUUAUAGAGAAGUUGAAUGUUUUCGACAAUCUAUGGAGGAUCUUCUGUACAAAUACGGGGUUGACGUCAUGUUCCAUGGCCAUGUGCAUGCUUAUGAACGAAUCAAUCGCGUGUACGAUUACAAGUACGAUCCUUGUGGUCCUGUGUAUAUCACAGUUGGCGAUGGUGGCAAUGGUGAGAAAUUGGCUGUACCUCAUGCAGACGAACAUGGUGCAUGUCCUGAUCCAUUAAAGACCCCAGACUGGAGUUUUUCACAUCUUAGUGGCUAUUGUGGUUUCAACUUUACCAAUGGCAAGUUUUGCUGGGACAAGCAACCCGCCUGGAGUGCCUGGCGGGACAGCAGCUUUGGACAUGGCAUCAUAGAGGUAGUAAAUAGCACGCACUUGCUUUGGACUUGGCAUCGAAACCAAGACGAAUUCGAUGAAGUCGUCGGUGAUCAAAUUUACAUAGUGCGUCAACCUCACGUCUGCAGUAACCAGAACGUGUUGCAGAGGAACAAAAAUAUGCUUUCCUUCAGGAACAGUGAUCGAAGUCAAAUGUCAUGAUCGACUCUUGUAUCGAUCACAUGCAGCUUUUGCAUCGAGGGUCAGAGAAACCACCACCGCUUCAUAAACCUUCUACAACUGUUAACUGGUCAGGUCUGGGCUUCACUUUUUCGAAUGGCAUGUUUCUAAUGUGAUUAAUAUCUUCCGGGUAAAUCAUUUAGUAUUGCUUAGAAGGCUAAGGCUAUGAACCAGAAACACUUUGUCUUUUUUGGGUACAAUUUAUCAUGGGUCACAAUAUUUUCCCGAAGUCUGCGCAGCUUCAUCUCUGUCAAUGGACUAGAGUUACAAAAUAUUUUGUGCUGUCAUAAAAGAAGGAAGCAUUUUGGGUGGAGAAAAUCAUUUCGUUACAUAGAGUGUGGGAGUGGUCUUUCUUGGUGAUGGAUUCAUUACAAUGACUCUAAAGUUACCUGUUCAUUUCUAUCUUUAAAAAAUGUUUCAUCUGCACCUUCACAACAACGAAUGAAAUAAAUAUCAAAUGGAACAGUGAUCUUUUCAA
This is a messenger RNA of Physcomitrium patens, 2604 nucleotides long. RefSeq names its product purple acid phosphatase 15. The record is from RefSeq and is a predicted model, not a curated record. Lineage: Eukaryota; Viridiplantae; Streptophyta; Bryopsida; Funariales; Funariaceae. Gene Ontology annotation, molecular function: metal ion binding; acid phosphatase activity.